This is a messenger RNA of Synchiropus splendidus (mandarinfish), 5845 nucleotides long. It is a transcript of the gene tbc1d8b, whose product is annotated as TBC1 domain family member 8B. The transcript is spliced from 21 exons. NCBI's taxonomy places the organism in Eukaryota, Metazoa, Chordata, Actinopteri, Syngnathiformes, Callionymidae. The record is from RefSeq and is a predicted model, not a curated record. The coding region runs from base 135 to 3512 and encodes 1125 amino acids. Gene Ontology annotation, molecular function: calcium ion binding.
GGCAGCAUUUCUUGUCGACGUGUGAAGGGAGGGAUUCUGACACACAAACAAACGGCCACUGGUUCGAUGUGGGAUACCGAGACCCGUGACAUGUCUGCUGGAAUUGGAAGAUAACUGCGCUGUAUAUCUGCAAGAUGUGGCUAAAACCGGAAGAAAUCCUGCUAAAAAACGCCUUCAAAUUGUGGGUCACCGAGAAGGAUAACGAGUACUUCGUUCUGCAAAGGAGACGAGGCUAUGGAGAAGGUGGAGGCGGGCUGACAGGCCUGCUUGUUGGAACUUUGGACACGGUGCUGGACUCCACAUCCAGAGUAGCUCCUUACCGCAUACUUCACCACACACCAGACUCCCAAGUGUAUUGGUCGAUAGCAUGUGGCGUCACCAAAGAGGAGAUUUUCCAGCACUGGGACUGGCUCCAACAGAACAUAAUGAGGACACUUUCUGUUUUUGAUUCAAGCGAAGACAUCACCAGCUUCGUACAGGGCAAGAUUCGCGGUCUGAUUGCAGAAGAAGGGAAAAGCUCUCUGGUGCUGGAGGAGGAUCCAGAGAAGUUUAGAGAAGCAUAUUUGAGGUUUGAGAAAUGGUUUGAGCUGCCAGCGGAGGAGAAGCUGGUCACUUAUUACUCAUGCAGCUACUGGAAAGGCAAAGUGCCUUGCCAGGGCUGGCUCUACCUCAGCACCAACUUCCUCUGCUUCUAUUCCUACCUGCUUGGAUCAGAGGUCAAACUGAUCAUCUCCUGGGAUGAAAUCUGGCGGCUGGAGAAAACAUCAAACGUCCUUUUAACAGAGAGCAUUCACGUGGUGGCUCAUGGCGAGGAUCAUUACUUCUCCAUGUUGCUACACCUCAACGAAACAUUCACCAUCAUGGAGCAGCUAGCUGACUACUCUAUCAAACGCCUGUUUGAUAAGGAGUCCUUCGAGCGGGAGCCAGCGCUCUCCGACCCGUUGCAAAUCACUAAAAGAGGCCUUGAAGCUCAUGCAAAAAGCGACCAGUUCCGUACAUUUUUCAGACUUCCCAAAGAGGAGAAUCUUUUGGAGGUGCAUGAGUGCUUUCUCUGGGUGCCCUUCAGCCAUUUCAACACACUUGGCAAGAUCUGCUUAUCUGAGAACUACUUGUGCUUCGCCAGUCAGGAUGGCAGCCAGUGUCAUGUCAUCGUCCCGAUGCGAGAGGUUGUGAAUGUUGAGAAACCGGACGCCAACACCAGAGCACUAACAGUGUGUGUGCGAGGCAAGAGAGCGCUGAGAUUUUCUGAAGUGCGGGAAUAUCAGCGGCUUGCCAACACGAUUCGCAGCAGAUGUGGGAUCAGUGCGAGCCCGCAGCACUCUGCUUCAUCUAAGGCCAUACGAGGUGAAUGUCAGUCUCUCAUAAACCACUUCGAGGAUAACCCAGAGGAUGUGACACUCAUGGUCGGGCAGAAGGACAGCAGUAAAGCAGUGAGCACGGAGGCUCUCAUGACUGUGUUCCACCCUCAGGAUGGGGAAAAUCUAGACCCUAAAAUGCUGAAGGAGAAAAUGAAAGAGCAGUCAUGGAACAUCCAUUUUUCGGAAUAUGGACGAGGGACCAACAUGUUCUUCACCAGGAAAACAAGGGAUUUAAUUGCUCGUGGUGUUCCCGAGUCUUUAAGAGGGGAGCUGUGGAUGCUGUUCUCAGGAGCAGUGAAUGAUAUGGCGGCUCACCCUGGUUACUACUCUGAGUUAGUGGAACAGUCUCUGGGUACAAGCACACUGGCCACGGAUGAGAUUGAGAGAGACCUCCACCGAUCACUGCCGGAGCACCCCGCCUUUCAGAGCGACACUGGCAUCUCGGCUCUCCGGCGAGUCCUCACCGCCUAUGCCUCCAGGAAUCCCAAAAUAGGCUACUGCCAGGCCAUGAAUAUCCUUACCUCUGUUCUCCUUCUCUACGCUAAAGAAGAAGAGGCCUUCUGGCUCUUGGUGGCCAUCUGCGAGCGGAUGUUGCCGGAUUAUUUUAACCGCCGAAUUAUUGGUGCGUUGGUGGACCAGGCUGUGUUUGAGGAUCUGAUCCGGGAACACCUCCCCCAGCUGGUGGAGAACAUGACGGACCUGAACUUCUUUUCCUCCGUGUCCUUGUCCUGGUUUCUCACGCUCUUCAUCAGCGUGCUCCCCAUCGAGUGUGCAGUGAACGUGGUGGACUGUUUCUUCUACGACGGAAUCAAAGCUAUCCUGCAGCUGGGCCUGGCUGUGCUGGACUACAACAUGGAGGCCCUGAUUAGCUGCCACGAUGACGCAGAAGCUGUCACAAUCCUCAACAAAUUCUUUGACAGUGUUACGAACAAGGACAGUCCACUGCCGCCGACCGUGCAGCAGGCUCCUGUGGGCAGCAACGAUAAAUCCUCCCAUGUAACUGUUGACAUCAGUGAGCUCAUCCGAGAAGCCUAUGAGAAAUAUGGGAACAUUCGCUCCGAAGAAGUGGAGAGUUCCCGGAAACGAAACAAACUAUUUGUGAUCCAGACGCUCGAGGACACAACCAAGCAGAAUGUGAUUCGUGUGGUAUCACAAGAAGUGCGAUUUAGUGCCUCUCAGCUGGAUGAGCUUUAUAAUCUGUUCAAAAGGCAACACUUUCUCAGCUGCUACUGGACGAUGAAGAGUCCUGCUCUUCUUCAUCAUGACCCGAGUCUGGCCUACUUGGAGCAGUACCAGUUGGGUUUCCAGCAAUUCGGUGUCCUCUUCUCCCUGUUGGAGCCCUGGGAAUUCUGCACCAACAAGAGCACCCUUUCUCUUUGGAUUUUUCGCCUCAUAGAUGAAAACCAGGACGGCUUGGUGAACUUUAAAGAGUUCUGUUGUGCCCUGGACACUCUUUACGGUGGAUCUUUCACCAACAAGCUGAAAUUCCUCUUCAAGCUUCAUCUGCCACCAGCUUUUACAGGAAGUCCUUUACACUGUAAGGACCAACGACUCCCGCACUUUAUUCCAGUGGCUGAAGACUCUUCUCUCUUCAGUAAACUGGCUGAAUUUGAUCUUCCAGAAGAUGGUGUGAUUCGGAAGAGUCCAGAAAGAGGACGGGGGAAGGUGGACUUGCAGGCGUACCUGAAACAGUGGCAGAACGAAAUACUGAAAAAAGAAGAAACCAUCAAGGAUCUUCCCAGAAUUAAUCAGACCCAGUUCAUCCAGUUCUCCAAGACGCUCUACAGCAUCUUUCACGGUGAUGCGCAAGAGGAGUCUCUGUAUCGUGCUGUGGCCCAUGUGACCAGCCUGCUGCUGAGGAUGGAGGAAGUGGGGCGGAGGCUGCAGGAGCCAUGCAGCCCGCCUGCAUCCUCCAAGCCUGCUAUAGAGGACGCUUCCACGGAAGAAGCCUCUGUGACCCCGGAGAGCUCCGACACCAGCCAGGACUCCGGUCCAGAACUCUCUGAGAUGGAGUGGUCUUUCUCGUUCGAGCAGAUUCUUGCCUCCCUGCUGAAUGAGCCCACCAUUGUCAGCUUUUUCGAGAGGCCAGUUAACUUCCAGACUAAAGUGGCGCAUGCCCAAGUGGCCCAGCUCCAGAUCAAGACCAAUAAAUAAUAAAACUCUUUUUAUUUAAAAGCACUAUGCUUUGCUUCUCUGAAGAUGAAAGGAUCGAGGUGGGGCAGACAGGGGACGGUAAGAAGAGCCACACACUAUGUAAUGGUGACUUUGGCAAACUAUCACACAUUUGACUUGGCAGUGACCCAGGUCACCUGUCUGCAGACCCUCACCUGAUAAAACAGUGCAUUUUAACAAUUCGAUUUAUUUUUAUGAAAGAAAAUAUACAUACACAAUAAUAGGAGUUUAAAUGCUCUGUUUUGUUUUUGAAUUUUGUCUCAGUAAAUCAGAAGAAUCGACAGCCUUGAAUUGAGUGACUCUGAUCUCAAAAAGCUUUCACACCUGUCAAUCAAAUUUAAAAAAUACAUUUUAAAUCAGCAGAUGUUUAUCAUACAAAAGAUUACUGUCAAUCAGAAAUUAACAGAGCAACAUAUCUUGUUUUAAACUCUCAUUAAAAAGUUAAUUUCAUUGUUAAACUGGACAUUUUCUUUUUGGGCCACUGAGUAUUGACAUUUCAAUCCUCUAUAUGCAAUUCACAAGGCUGACUAAACUCUACCUUACCUUUUGUUAAAAAGAAGCUUUCUGAGUCUAGAUUUCCCAUCUCAUAUGGUGCAAGUACAAAUGUGUCAUAUUUUGUCAACAAUCUGAAAACUGUCGACUCACUUUCCGCCAUUUUCUGAUAUGCACCCCGCCCACCUGUGAUGUCACAGCAAUGAUGUCACUUUCUCCUGUAAAACUAGCUUAACAAAGUGUAUUCAAAAAGUAGUGAAUGUUUCUGACCAUGUGACUAUAUGCUCAUUAGCUUAGAGUUGCUUUGACCAACACCAGCUUUUCUUCAAUGUUGUGGUGCCGAGCGGCACAUUUCAUUGAGCAUUGGAGGCCUACCAUGAACCUAGAUGUAGAGGAAGUCUGAUUUGGUGCAGUUCAACAGACACACACAGGUUAUUGCAAUAACACCCUGCAGCCGCACGUCCAUGGGCGUGUAAGCAAGUGGUCGCUGCUUAGCAAAACUUCAACGUGUGGGUCACUUCCUGUUGUGGUGUUUAAUCAGCUGUAGUCGUCGUGUGGGUAGUCAGUAUGAGCUCGUCCUGCAUCUGAUCAAAUCUCAGGGUUCAAAUUGUGUGUAAAGGAAUUUAAGGGAUGUUUUUGGGGGGGAUUAAGCAAAGUGAGGAGCAUGUGUAGCCGAGUCACAGGAUCACUGCUUUUGCCUGCUUUGUUUUGCUGUCCUCUUGCUUUCAUUAUUUGGUGCCACUCGCCAUGUGCCGCAGUUUGCGUUAAGGCCUGUUAUCGUAAAUAAAUGCAGAUAAUUAUCUUUACCAGUGAUAAAUAAAGAAAAAAUGGUGUAAAUGUGAAACAGUCACACCUGCUUAUUGUCAUAAAUAUAUAUAUUUUUAAUAUAUAAAAUAUUAUAUAUAGUCCUGACAUUUCUGAAACUAAAUAAGAAUAUUGCCCAUACAAUUUAUAAAAUAAAAUAGAUAAAUGGUUUCCUCCAUAAGAUAGUAGAUAUUAUUUAGUUUUGAUUUUUCAUAUUUUUUCUUAGUAAAGCCAGAUUUUAUUUUGUUGCUGUCCAAGAUGAUGCAUUGAAUUUGGUAAAACAAACGCACUUUUGAAUUAUGCUGUUUAUGUCUGUAAAGGAGUGUAGUUUGAUUUCACGAGUGGCCAAAAUUUCAAGCUUUUAUCUGCUUAUGUGGGAAGAAGUGCAAUUUCUUUUUUUUUUUUUGCUUGAAAGCCUUGUGCUUGUUAAAUAGUUGAGUCAAUCCAAAGUCGGAUGAAGUGGAAAUAUGCAUCUGUAAGCGAACACUAGCCAUGGUUACUGUCGACGCCACUCGUGUGACGGCAAGUGGAGUCUGUUGAUGUUGUGUGGUGAUGAUUCUGUCGAGUCUCCGGCUCCAUCAGGAACUCAUUUCAUCACCAACAUUUAACGUUUAUUUGUGGUCACAUGCUGCGUUUUAAAUGUAAUAGAAAAGUCCACAUUUAAGACUUGGAUUAAAUAUUAAUGCCAUUGUAUUUUGUUUGGUUUAUUUCAUGCAUGUGCAAAUGGUGGAGGGGAUAUUUCAGUGUUGAAUACAUGAGAGGGAAAUGCACACUGAAUGUGUUGAUGAGGCCUCCAUUUUUUACUAUAAAGGCAUUGAGAAGCGUAAUCCAGCCGGCGGUGUGGAAGUGAAGGAACAGAUGAAGGAGAGUGGGCUGCGCAGUUCUGGCCACCGGCCACCGUCAGCAGGGUUCUAAUGUUUCUGCAGCUGCUUGAUGAAUCGACAUGUGCAAUUGUGCUCCGUCUUUCUCUGUUUACCUGACUUUUUUUUUUUAGCUUCUUUGAAGUGUGCGGAAUAAAG